CUCAGAAUUUCUUUGCCUAAGACAGCCGCCAAGGGUCCACAAAUUUUUGUCCAUGAAGCUGCUGAUUCUUUUUUUUGUGUUCAUCGCCCUUGCAAGCAAUUCUUUGGCUCUGAAAAAUGAAAUUUGCGGAUUACCCAAAAGCUCUACAGGCAGCUGCAGGGCACAUAUGAGGUUCUGGACUUAUGAUUCCCAAGCGAACAAAUGCGUUUUCUUUAUCUACGGGGGAUGUGGACGCAACGGAAAUUCAUUUAAUUCGGAGGAAGCGUGUAUAGCUAAUUGCGUGGAGUAAUAUCUUUACUAUAAUAUCUGUAGAAUAAAGAUUUAAGUUACAGAUUCUUUAA
Messenger RNA from Drosophila mauritiana, 341 nucleotides. Its product is annotated as male accessory gland serine protease inhibitor-like. Gene Ontology annotation, molecular function: serine-type endopeptidase inhibitor activity. The transcript is spliced from 2 exons. NCBI's taxonomy places the organism in Eukaryota, Metazoa, Arthropoda, Insecta, Diptera, Drosophilidae. Bases 53 to 289 code for a protein of 78 amino acids. The record is from RefSeq and is a predicted model, not a curated record.